Messenger RNA from Epithele typhae, 1110 nucleotides. Its product is annotated as tRNA-guanine transglycosylase. The coding region runs from base 1 to 1110 and encodes 369 amino acids. The record is from RefSeq and is a predicted model, not a curated record. The transcript is spliced from 13 exons. Lineage: Eukaryota; Fungi; Basidiomycota; Agaricomycetes; Polyporales; Epitheliaceae. Gene Ontology annotation, molecular function: tRNA-guanosine(34) queuine transglycosylase activity. Gene Ontology annotation, cellular component: cytosol.
AUGCAGUUUGAAGUCAUCGCUAAGUGCCACACGACCCGUGCAAGGGUAUCUCGGAUGUGCCUGGCUCUUGAAGCCAUGGGCAUCAACCUCAUCUUGAACAAUACGUACCAUCUCAAUCUCCGCCCCGGGAUCCAAGUCCUCAAGGAAGUCGGAGGAGCGCACAAAUUUCAAGGAUGGAACCACAACCUUCUCACUGACAGCGGCGGCUUCCAGCUCGUGUCUUUGAGCAAGUUCACAAAGAUUACCGAGGAAGGCGCUUUGUUCUCAAGCCCGUUCGACGGCGAGCCAACAAUGCUGACUCCGGAGGAGAGCAUUUCAAUACAACAUGCCAUCGGGGCUGACAUCAUGAUGCAGCUCGACGACGUGGGCAUGUCACUUAUCAAGUCUCACGGUGGGCCUCGAGUGGAGGAGGCUAUGUGGAGAACUAAUCUCUUCGCCAUUGUACAGGGAGGCCUCGAGGAAGAUCUCAGAGACAAGUGCCUAGAUGAGAUGAUAGCUCGCAAAGACAAGGUGGCUGGGUACGCCAUCGGUGGGCUUAGCGGGGGCGAGGAAAAAGAUUGUGCGGACAAGCUGCCGAAGACCGUAUGUGACCAUAGGCCACGAUACUCGAUGGGUAUAGGCUUUGCAGAAGACCUAUUGGUCUGUGUUGCAUUGGGGGUUGACAUGGCGGAUUGCGUUUUUCCAACACGAACAGCACGUUUUGGGGUUGCGUUAACCUCCAAGGGUCCGCUCAAUCUACGCCUAGGGAAACACGCCAAGGAGAUGUGUCCGAUCGAAGACGGCUGUCCUUGUCCAUCAUGCUCGAGCGGUGUGUCUCGAGCAUUCAUCCACCAUACAAUCACCUUGGAGACUUCGGCUGCCCAUGCCAUUUCACAACACAAUCUCGUUUUCCAAGCGCGAGUGAUGGGCGGGGCGCGAGGCGCGAUUGUCAAUGGCACAUUCCCGAUCUACCUGAAAGAGUUCUUUGCAAAUUACUUCGGCGAUGCAGGCUACCCCGAGUGGUGCGUCAACGCCCUUCGCAGCGUGGGCGUAGACCUGCUCGACGAUCGACCGGACACGAAAGUCAUUUCCGGCGGUGGUGCGAAGUGGGAGUAUUCAGACGCGGCGUGA